This is a messenger RNA of Penicillium canescens, 837 nucleotides long. RefSeq lists its product as uncharacterized. The transcript is spliced from 2 exons. NCBI's taxonomy places the organism in Eukaryota, Fungi, Ascomycota, Eurotiomycetes, Eurotiales, Aspergillaceae. The record is from RefSeq and is a predicted model, not a curated record. The coding region runs from base 1 to 837 and encodes 278 amino acids.
AUGUCUUCAGCAAAACAUGGGUUUGCUCUAGUUACUCCUGCUUCACGAGGGUUAGGCUUCGCGUUCGCCCACCAACUCCUAGCGCGGACCCAGCUCCCGGUGAUCGCAACAGCGCGAAAGAAUUGCAAUGAGAUCCGAGAGCGAUUGCUAUCCAGCAGUGAUAUACCAAAAGACUCCGAGAAGAGGCUUAGAAUACUCGAAGUUGACGUGACAGAUGAAUCCACGAUAUCAGCAAUGGCAGACACAAUCCGGCAGGAAUAUCCGGACACACCUCUAAGACUGGGACUAACAGUUCCCGGCACUCUGCAUGUGGAAAAGUCACCGAGCCAGAUCGACUCCGCCAAUGCUCUAGAUAGCUUCAAAGUCAACUCCUUGGGUCCAUUACUCCUCAUGAAAUAUCUCUCCAAUUUUAUGCCAUCCAAGUCUGCGCCCGCGUUCCCAAAAGCGAGUUCCACAGCUGCAGGCGGUUCUUAUGCACCACUGGAGUUACCCUCACAUGCUAUCUAUGCAAUGAUGGCUGCCCGCGUUGGCUCAAUUUCCGAUAACUCAUCGGGCGGGUGGUACUCCUACCGUGCGAGCAAGUCUGCUGUGUUCCAGUUGGCAAAAACUUUUGAUUUGUAUUUGCGGACGAAGAGCGCGCAGAGGGCGAUGGCUGUUGCGCUGCAUCCUGGGACUGUGCGGACGGAUUUCACCAAGGCGUUCUGGAGCGGGAGGGAGAUGCUGGAUCCGGCUGAUUCAGCUGAGAGAUUGUUGCAAGUUCUUGUCGGGUUAUCGGCUGAGACGAAAGGAGGGAGAGGGAGAUGUUGGGAUUGGAAGGGGGAGGAGGUGUUGCCAUGA